AAAUGCUGAAGAUGUUGUUCGUAUGGUAGCAAAGUUGCCAUCAACAACAAUAGCGGUGGCAGCAGUUGUGGUUGCUGCAGAAAAUCUACAACAAGUGUCUAGUAAAAAGAAGCGUAAUCAACAAAGAAUUAUAUAUAGAGUAUCUGAAUUCUGUACACCGUGGUAAUCAACGGCACAUCAAUCAGCUGAUCGUUGUUUUUGUUGUAACAUCAUAAACAAUCUCCAGAAAAUUUGUCGGAGUGACAGUUCCCUUGGCUGGAUAUAAAUCCGGGUCGUUCUGUUGAAGUCGCGGAAACUUCAGUGGAUCAUUAUAGUGUUGCCGUUUCUAUAACACACAAUCAACUAUCAAGUAUUCAAUAUAUUUAUUAAAAAAAUUUCGUCUGCGGCAGGUUGUAAAUCAUACGAAUGACAUUGUUUAUCCAUUGUGAAUAUCAUCUAUUAAGUAGUGCUAGUAGAGCGGAGAGUACUUUGGUGAAAAAAAUAAUUUUAUUUGUUUACAAUUGGACUGCAAAAAAUUAAAUUGAGCUCGACAUGCUUAAGGUACUUCCCAGCAUCACUUUAGGAAGCAACGCAAGUGCAAAAUGUGGAGAAAUCCAUUGUCACAGUUCCACGGAAUUUACCAUACUAUGUACUCUAUGCGAACUAAAGUCAUUCGAUUACGAACAUUUCAUGUUGCACUGUAAAAACGUACACUUCGAAAAUGAUUUGUUGAGGACAGAGGAAGCCUUUGUGAAAGAUGAGCCCAUCAUUGAAGAUAACAGUAUUGACCAUGACUUCAUGGAUGAGUCUGACUUUGACAUUUCUGAUGAAGAGGACGAUCAUUCUGGGUUACGUGUAAUGAAAUGGGAUCAGAAAAACACCUUAUCGGAGUCUCUGAACAGUGGACACAGAAAUUAUGCUGAAACAAAUCCUGAUGAUGAAGAUUACCUGCCAGCUUCGGAUCAACAAAAGAAACGAAAUAGGGACCGCCAUUCUCAAGCGUACAAGUGUGAAGUGUGUUCGCGUACGUACAAAAGUCAACACAAUUUGCGUUUGCAUUUGGAAAAAUCACAUAAUCCGGUUACAGAGAAGGUUGUAGUUAUACAAAUGCAAAAAUGCGAAGAAUGUACGGAAGAAUUUAAGACAUUGCGUAGCUUAGAAGAGCAUUGCAUAUCAAAACAUGGAGGAAUGAAAUGUACAUAUUGUGAUAAGAGAUGUACUUCAAGAACAAAUCAGCAACGUCAUAUGGAAACUCAUACGCAUGGAACGGAGCGAAGCUUUGUCUGCGAUUACGAAAAUUGUACGAAACGUUUCUUUACACGUCGACAAUUUCAAGCACACAAGCGCACCCACACCAAAGGCAAGAACUUUAUUUGUGAUAUAUGUGGCUAUUCUUGCCGAGUACCUGAAAUGCUUAAGGUGCACUAUCGUUCACACACGGGAGAAAAACCUUUUGCUUGUGAUGAAUGCGGAAAAUGCUUUGUAUCUAAAUCGGCAGUUAGAGAGCACAAAGCAUCGCACGGUACUGAACGGCCACAUAUGUGUAAGGUAUGUGGGCGAUCAUUUGCUCGCGCUAAAUCUCUGUAUCAUCAUAAUUUCUUGCAUCUCGAAGAGAAGAAAUUUAAAUGCAAGUUAUGUGGGCAAGCAUAUGCGCAAUUGGCUGGGCUGGCCGGUCAUAUGAGGAGACACCGCGAGGAUGGCCUUUGCUGAUCAGAUAUUCAUCAAAUUUCGUCAAACUUUGUUCACCUUAAAAAAUUUUAACUUUAAUUUUGAUUGAAACUUUUUAUUACAUAUGUACAUAUAUAAAAUAUGCAACCUAGUCAGGCGUUAUACAAAAAUUCAUGUACAUGGUUUCUGCAAACGUAAGUAUACAUUGGUAAUAUUAAAACAAAAACAAAAAAAAUUGAAAACAACUUUUUAAAAAUAAGUUAAGUGUUAAGAUAUUCGUAUGAGCAUACAUGUGAUUGUGUAUGA
Messenger RNA from Anastrepha obliqua, 1953 nucleotides. Its product is annotated as zinc finger protein 91. Gene Ontology annotation, cellular component: nucleus. Bases 532 to 1689 code for a protein of 385 amino acids. NCBI's taxonomy places the organism in Eukaryota, Metazoa, Arthropoda, Insecta, Diptera, Tephritidae. The transcript is spliced from 3 exons. The record is from RefSeq and is a predicted model, not a curated record. Gene Ontology annotation, biological process: regulation of gene expression.